AACUGUGAUGUUUUAAAAAAAAAUUUAAGGAUCAAUAUAUUUAAGUUGACACCUUACUGUUUAAGAAGAGUAGUUAAAAUGUUAUCUAAAAAAAUAAUGUACUUAGAUACUUUUCUCAAGGUGUACAAAUGGGAUGCUGUUGCUGGUAGUUCGCUUUUGACGGCUACUCCAGCUGCUCCAGUCGCAUUUCGCGUGUGAAAGCGCCCGCAAGUAGGUUACACAUUUUUCCCAGCUGCGUAAGUUGGCGGAGAAAAACAAACAAGCCCUCUCGAUACCGUCCAGUUUAUUCGAUCCAAUCUGCCACAAGACUAAAAAGCCUUGCUCAUCAACUGUAGGAAUAGUGCCGCCCAUAGCUGUGCCACUAUGGAAUACAAAAUGAUCGGAUUGGAGCACUGCGACCAAGUGCUGGAGCACCUGCGUCGCAACUUCUUCGCCGACGAGCCGCUAAACAAGGCGGCCGGUCUGUGUCAGAAUGGAAGCAGUUGCGAAGCUCUCGAGGAUCACUGUGUGGAGGCCAUAAAAGAUCGCAUGAGUCUGAUGGCAGUAGACGCAAAGGAGGAGGGCAAUUGCAAAAUAGCCGGCGUGGUACUUAAUGGGAUCUUGCGACCGAAGGACAUGGCCAAGGCGUUGGGAAAACUGGACUCCAGUUAUGAUGAGGGUUUCCGAAAAAUCUUCGACUUGCUUUACAGGCACAAUCUGAAAAAUGAUCUCUUCGAGGCGUUUGAUGUAGACCGCAUGUUCGAUGUCCGCAUCCUAUCGGUGGAUUCCUGUUAUCGUGGCCAAGGCAUUGCCAAUGAGCUUGUAAAGCAAUCCGUAGCGGUAGCCAAAAAGAAUUGCUUCCGCCUGAUGAAAGCCGAUGCCACAGGUAUCUUCUCCCAGAAGAUAUUUCGCUCCCAUGGUUUUGAGGUCUUCUCGGAGCAGCAUUAUGCCAAGCACACGGAUGAAAAUGGCAAGAUGAUCCUUCCCGUUGAGUCGCCGCACAUCAAGAUGCAGCUACUUUACAAACGAAUUUGUAACGACAACCAGGAGAACAAGGAGCAGCCCCAUUAAGUAGACGGCUGGUUGACUCUGUUUGAAACAAUAAUUUGUACUAUUUUUUACAUACAAACAAAACAUUUAUUAAUGCAUCAAUGUAUUGGAAUGUACUCUAGGGUAGGUCGAUUUAAAUGGAAUGCAAAUGUAUACGGAAAGUAACCUCUGGACAAUUUCAACGAAUAAUCUCUUAAGCUAUAUCUACAAAUAUUUGGUUUCUAAACAUAUUCAGUUCAAAAUUUAAAUGACAUUCUUAAAAAAGAACAUUUUAAACAUUUAAUUUGGCCAUUAAAAGGAAUGCAUUCAAUACCAACCAAAUAAGCAUUUUAUGCUUUCUAAAUGCAAAUAAAUUAUAAAUUGUAUACCUUGAA
This is a messenger RNA of Drosophila ficusphila, 1403 nucleotides long. RefSeq names its product arylalkylamine N-acetyltransferase 1 (gene AANATL7). The coding region runs from base 364 to 1050 and encodes 228 amino acids. The record is from RefSeq and is a predicted model, not a curated record. The transcript is spliced from 2 exons. NCBI's taxonomy places the organism in Eukaryota, Metazoa, Arthropoda, Insecta, Diptera, Drosophilidae. Gene Ontology annotation, molecular function: N-acetyltransferase activity.